Molecule: messenger RNA, 1098 nt
Organism: Fusarium vanettenii 77-13-4
Lineage: Eukaryota; Fungi; Ascomycota; Sordariomycetes; Hypocreales; Nectriaceae
Exons: 5
Coding region: 1-1098 (365 amino acids)
Molecular function (GO): dioxygenase activity
Source: RefSeq, a predicted model, not a curated record
AUGAAAUUCCCUCUGAAAGAUAGAACGCCGUUUCAAAUAGCAUCUCAAAGAAUGUCAACCAACGCCGCCAAAAUCCCCGUCAUCGACAUCUCUGCGCCUGAUGUGGACCAAAAAGAUGUUGCUCGGCAGCUAGUUGACGCUGCCGAGGAGCAUGGCUUCAUCUACAUUCGUAACCUGGGUCGUGAUAUCUCCGCAGCCGACAUUGAUGGAGCGUUUGAACUCACCAAAAAGACCUUUGAAUGCCCUGUCGAAGAGAAGCAGAGAUGCACCAUCCAGACCAACAACCGCGGCUGGUCAGGCAUGCACUCCGAGACGUUGGACCCCAAGAACCAGAAGAUCGGUGACUUCAAAGAAGCCUUCAACUUUGGAGAGUUCGUCAAUGGCAAAGCUCAGCAACCGCUCCCAUCCGAUAUGGUCCCCCAUGAGCCUCAGAUCAGUGCUUUUGCGGAUUCUUGUCAUAAUCUGUGCCAGAAACUCCUUUACCUACUUGGUCUAGGCCUUGGUGUCGAUGACUUCUUCUCCUCGGCACACAACACAACCAAAGGAGCUUCCAGCUCCAUCCUCCGCUUCCUCCGCUACCCACCCCCAGACGCAACCGCCCACUCGGCCUCGGACGUCCGCGCCGGCGCCCACUCUGACUACGGCUCCAUCACCCUGCUCUUCCGCCUCCGCGGCCAGGCGGGUCUUGAGCUCCUGACCAAAGAUGACGUCUGGGCGCCCGUCCCCGUCUGCCCGCCGGGGACCGAGGACGACCCGAGCCCGCCGGUGCUGAUCAACAUCGGCGACCUGCUGUCUUACUGGACCAACGGGCUGUUCCGGAGCACGCUCCACAGGGUCGUCUUUCCCACCGAGGGAACCGUUGGGGUUGCAGGGGAGACGAGCGCGGGGCCGAGAUAUUCCAUUGCCUACUUCUGCCACCCUGUCGGGACAGCACCUCUCGAGCCGGUUCCUAGCGAGCGCGUGAAGGAUUUCAAGCCGUCAGACGGAGGAGCCCCGAGUGCGAACCCGUAUGCCACGAGCAAGGUCAUGACUGCGGAUGAGCACCUGUUCAUGCGGCUCAAGGAAAGCUACGGUGACCUUUACGACAAGAAGUCUUAG